UAGUUUGGGAAAGAAUCCGUGGAAUUCAUUUCCUGUGAAAGUUCUUGUGGAGGCGCAGAGAUGCAGAGACGCUGUGUCUCAGGGAAAACAUGCGGAGUGAAAUUUAACUAAACGGAUUUUAUUUCUGUAUUGUUUUUUUUUUCUUUUAUAAUUUCAAGCUCGUGCUCAGCAGCAGGGCGGAAUAAAGUCUGGGAAUGGCUGAGCCCUUACUGAAGCGGACCUUGUCCAAACUCAGGGGUAAAGACCGAUCCCGCCGCAAAACCGACCCCAGACUGAACGAUGGACAGAGGAAGACAGCGCUUGUCCACAGCUCUUCAUCAUCCUCGGUGACCGAGAUCGAAGAGGAUUUCACCAGACACACGCAAAGCACCGUGUCCAAAAAACAGAACUGGGCCAAACUCAAUUCCAUCUCUCGAGAUGUGGAGCAGCUCUCAAACCUGAGCUCGGUGUCUCAAGAACGUGAAAGCUGCUCAGACAAGGCCCAGGCUUCCAAACAGUCCUCUCUCAAGGAGAAUGGGUUCGAGUGGAAAUGGAAAGAUCUGCAUAAAGACGGAACGUACGGAAGAGCUAGCCGGGAGGCUGACAUGGCCGACGGUGCUGACCUGGCCGAGACAGGUCUUCCAGAGUUAGUAACGCCUCCGGUCACGGAGUACUGCACCUCCUUAGGCAUGGGUAAGCUCUCCGGUCAGGGAGUGUACCUUCAACACCUGGAGAGGAGUAGCCGAGCUUGGGUGCUGUCAUCAGGAAAGACCCAGGCUCCGGAUGAGGCCUACACAGCCUGCUUCACAGAGCGAAGGCGCGUGACUGAAAGCGAGAGCAACAUUUGGUACAACCCGAUCCCAGAGGAAGAGGACACUCGGGCGAGCGGAGGGAAGCUGAAGCUGAAGCUGAAGGAGAGGGAGAAGGAUGUACUUGAAGAUCCAUGGAGAAGGAGAGAGACAGAGGGAGCACCAGAGGAGCGGAGAGAUGUUCUUCAGCAAUCUUGUCACCCUGAUGCACAUUAUCUGGGUGGCAGCAGCGGAGGUGCUAGUAGUAUUGGUGAAGGUGCUAUUGGGGCUGCUAGCGGUUCAGCAGGCUCCUCUGGAAGUCCUGUAGCACAAACGAAAAGCUCAGGAGUAAUCACGACCACCAGCAGCAGCAUGAUGGAGAAGAUUAAAUCCCCCGGCACAGUACGACGUCUCUCUAUGAAGAUGCGCAAGCUCCCAGAACUGCGGCGUAAGCUCAGUCUGCGCUCGUCACGUAACCAGAGGAACGUUCAAGGACAAGGUGGUGGCAGGGAUGCACCAGAGGGCGCCGACGAGGCCUCACCACCCAACGCACGUAAAGAAUCCUCAAACAAUGUCAUCAGCAGGUACCAUCUGGACACCAGUGCUCCCGCAAGACCGAGGCGCCGAUCAUCACGCAUGCGUUCUGCUAGCAAAGGCGGUUAUCUUAGCGACGGCGACUCCCCUGAGCUCCUGCCCAAACAGGAUUCGAGUCAGGGUUUGACUGAGGGGUCUCACGGAUCAGGUCAAGAGGCACAGGAGUCACCACAGGCUCCUCCACACCGCGGGUGGCAGGAUGCAGUCGGGUCUUUCCGGCACUACUCGCUAGCAGAGCAGCCGAGGUCCGCCCAGAGAGUGUCAGGCCUCCUCACAGUGCAUCUGCUCGGUGUCUCUGAACUCGUGCGAUCUCGCACAGCGAAAGACGUCUUCUGUGCCAUCCAGGUGGACGGAGUGACGCGAGCCCGCACCUCUUUGCUCACCUGCCAGGAGACGUCACUUCCGCUAAAUCACACCUUCAACCUGGAGCUGGAGCGAGCGCGGAUGCUAAAGCUAAUCGUUCUCACACCAAGUCCUAACGCUGUGGACGGAUCCACAGGCCCCAGUGGUCAAACACGCAACCGGGUAUGCUGCCUCGGCGCAGUUGCAAUUCCCCCUCUGUUUAAAGCCUCCCGGACUCAGCAGCUGUGUGUGAAGCUAGAGCCGAGGGGUUUGCUGUAUGUGAAACUGACUCUGUUGGAGCAAUGGGAGGUGCCGACACCCCGCCUCAGCGAGCUGCCUCCCCCCUCUGUAUUCGGCGUGGAGCUGCGCCGCCUGGUGGAGAAAGAAGCCUGCGUUCCCAAAGUGCCUCUCAUCAUUCAGAAAUGUGUGGCUGAGAUUGAAAAGCGGGGACUCAAGGUUGUGGGUCUGUACCGUCUCUGUGGCUCUGCUGCUGUUAAGAAGGAGCUGCGUGAUGCGUUUGAGAAGGACAGUGCGGCCGUCACUCUCACUGAAGAGCUGUAUCCCGACAUCAAUGUCAUUACUGGCAUUCUGAAGGAUUAUCUGCGUGAGCUUCCAUCGGCGCUCAUCACACGGACUCUGUAUGAGGUGGUGCUGGAGGCCAUGUGUGUGAGACCGGCGUGCAGGAAUGACGACACACACAGAUCAUACAACACUGUCGCCCUGCUGCAGUGUCUGCCUGAACCAGAGAGGGCCACACUGUCCCUCCUGUUGGAUCACCUGAGUCUGGUGGCUUCCUUCAGCGACUGUAAUCUGAUGACAUGCCAGAACCUUGCUGUGUGUUUCGGCCCAGUUCUGCUCACUCCGACGCAGGACUCGUGGAAAGGGGCGGGGCCUGGCACUUUCCCAUCAGCCCCAGCAGGACCUGGAAGCAGCCUGGGAGGAAGAAGCUUCCCACAGCAGAGUAUGGAGAUGGCCAGCGCUGUGGACUUCAAGCGGCACAUCGAGGCUCUGCACUAUCUGCUGCAGCUCUGGCCGAUUCCAACAGGAAGCGUGACCGAUCGAUCACCCUACCGUUCAGAGGAUGAAGAGGCUCCUUCUCGUCCCUCCCAUAAUUCCCUGCAGCGUUGUCCUCAGCGCUCGGCGUUACGCGUGGAGCUGCCUUUACCACAGGACGUGGCAGUGGUGUCGCGCAGGGGGCGUGGCCGUCUGGAAAGCCCACCCUGUAAUCGCUACGCUGGUGACUGGAGCGUGUGUGGGCGGGACUUCCUGAGCAACGACGACGCAGAUUACGACGAGGUGGCAGGCAGCGAGAGCGACGAGGAGAAGAAGAAGGACUGGGCGUACACGGACGAUUUUGCGCUGGACUUUGACGCGCCGUUUACAUGCAGACUUAGUCUGAAAGACUUUGAUAACCUAAUUUCAGAUCUGGAGCGUGAACUCGCCAAACAGAUCAACAUCUGCCUCUGAGCACCGCCUCCACGUAAACCCCGUAUCUGCACUGCGUUCAGGUCAUUCAGCAGGAAAUACAGAAUUAAAUAUGUGCUACAGUUAGCUCAGACGGUGUUGAUCAACCAAGACAUGAAGUGCCUCUAAAUAUAGAAUGUGCUUUAUUUUUAUUUUUUUAAUUAUUUUUGCUCUCAACCUACGAGGAUAAUGUAGCUACAUAAUGGAAAUUCCAGUUUAGCGGUGUGAAAAACCGCAAACUGUCCAAAAAAACAAAAACCUCUGCAAUAAUCUCAAAACAGACUUGCAUAUACAGUCAGGUCCAUAAGUAUUUGGACAGUGACCAUUUUGUCAUUUGCCUCUGUACACCACCACAAUGGAUUUGAAAUGAAGCAAUCAAGAUGUGAUUGAAAGAAUUUCAGCUUUAAUUCACGAGGUUUAACAAAAAUAUUGCAUUAACCGUUUAGGAAUGACAGGUUUCUUUGUUUGUUUGUUUUUGGUUUUUUUUUCAAGUCCCUCUAUUUUCACAGGCUUAAACGUAAUUGCACAGUUGACUGAUAAGCAGUUUCAUGGCUAAAUGUGGCCUGUUUACUCAUUAAGGGGAUAAAAGUUCUGGAGUUGAUUCCAAGUGUUAAAUUUGCAUUUGGUACAGUAGCUGUUCUCAAUAUGCGGUCCAAAGAGGCCUUGAUGCAAGUGAAGGAGGCUAUCGUUUAGCUGAAAGAAAAGAAAAAAAUGACCUAUCGGAGAGAUGGAGUGGCCAAAUCAACAAAUUGGUGCAUUCUUAUGAAGAAGGAAAGCACUUAUGUACAUUAUGAAGCUUGUGUCAAUUUCCAGCUACUGUACAUAUGGACCUGAUUGUGUGUGUGUUAAUACUUUACAGCACAUUGUCAUGUUUUUAAAAAUUGAUAAAAGGACCUCACAGAUCUAAAAACAGUCAUAGCAGCCGCCAUCUUGAAGCAUCAGACUCCCCUUUAUGGUGUGGCACAAAAACAAUUGAAGGCUUAAUGGUACUUUUGAAUGAUUUGGAUAAUAUAAUUCACAAUUGAAUAUUAUUUAGGCAAACGUUUAGGCACAGUGCUAAACCGGAGGCUAUAAGUUUUCCCUGCUUGUUAGGUACAUGAGUCUUCGAGUAGCGCCAGUAGUAAAAACCUGAAGAGGCGAGCUUCAGACACCUUCAUGUCUUGGCUGAUUGGUGAAAGGGAUUCAAACGUGGAGUAUGCACAUAAUUUUAUAUAUAUAAAUGUCCUGAUGCUGGAAAAAUGUACUGCAGAUACAGGUGUUCAUGUGGGUGAUUUAAUGAUGAAGGUUGACGAUAAGCAGGUUCUUCUGCUUUAGUGAAGUGUGAAGUUAUAUUUAAUAGAAUGCCCAGACAGAGGUGUGUGUAGGGCAAGUCAAAUCCUGCAGAGUCUCAGGAGCACAGAGGUUAGUUUUCAUUCCCAAUACAAACACAAUACAACACACAUGAUUGGUCUAAAAAGGACCAAGUCGUAAAUUAUCUUCCUAGGGUUAGGAACUUUUAUAACUUCUGGUCUGAUGUCGUUAUAAUUGCAUUAAUACUCAAAAUCAUAGUGUUACACCCCCGCUCCUUAAAAUACCACAAUCAUCUCUGCUUUUAUGGUCAGGAUUCACUAACACUGCAGUACUGACGGCACUUAGUAUACUAUUUUAUUCUACGCCAUUUUAUUCUACAUUGCCUGGGGAGUUUCCUAGCUGUUUGAAGUUAAAUUAUAACAUGUCGCUUAACACAGCGCUCGCUAGAGGGCGCAAUCUCGUUUUAGAUCAUUAGUACAGAUUAUUAGCUCUGUUUAAGGAGGAAAAAAACAUGCAACAGUUCCGUUUAGAAAUAAAUUAUUUGUAACACAUUACUACCUUCAGGUCUGAGAGCAUCAAAACUGCGUUAAUACUCAAAGACGAUGUGGAUGGUCGUACCCUGUUCCUUUCAGGAGGCAGCUGCUUACAGUAGACGGAUUUCCAUUUGGAAAGCAGAAUAAGGAAAGCUAAUUACUAAGGUUCAUCUGUAGGCUUGAUCACAUUUAUCCUAUUACUACAUUGAUAUAAACUGCAGUUAUGAAAGGCAGUUUUUUAACACGAGCAGACUUAUGAGAUUUUAUUCACUGAAAUAAUAGUACGUUCCAGCUCGAAGUGUUUUAUUUCUCUUAUACCAGAGGAAUUUGCUAACACUAGCCAUUUUUAGUUAUUAAAGAACAAAAAUGUAUCCAUUUGUGAAGUGUCCCAAGAGUCAAGUUAGUUCCUGUUAUCGCUUAUAUAUCGCAUAUAUAUUAUAUCGCAGCUAUAAUGUAAACAACAGUCAUUCCUUCACCAGCCUCUUUCUUUUUCUGUCUCGGAGUAAAUCCGACAUGCGGCUUUUCGUGUUACAAAAACUGUGUCUGAGCUCCUGAGGAAUAAAAAACUGGUGUCGAAGCUACUGAGAGGUGCAACAACAACAAAAAGUUCACCCUACUGAGAUCGUGAGUUUGAAUACCUGGAGUCUAGAGAGCAAAAUUGGCUGAGCUGUCUGGGUGGGAGGGAUGGCGUAUUCUCUGUCCCCUGUCAUUCACAGCAACACCAGCCAAUCUCAGGUGUCUGUGAGCUCCUGGGUGUGUAAGACGGCAGAUAGCGCUUUCUUCCAAGUGUGUUACACAGACUUAUACCACAGCAAGGUUGAAUUCUCGAAUCUGAUUGGGCAGAAUGUGUGCAUUAUUUUUGAAUAACAGCACGAUUUGGACAGUAGUUCCAGCUGUGUCAUGAACGAUAAGUGAAUUUCAAUGCGUUCGUCCGAAUUUUUGUUUUUAUAGUAACAGCUUUCCUCUGAGGGUGUUACACAACCCUGUAGAACAACAUGAGCGGCAGUUUGAAAAGAUGCAGUUGGCUGGCUUCAUAUGUCUCUGGAAGAAGCGUGUGUUAACUUGACCCUGUCCGGGGAGAGUUAACUUGUUUUUUCGGGGGGGGGGUUGGGAUGGGUGGGUUUAUGGGGGGUGAUCUGUUUACCUAUGUAGCUGCCUCCUAAUAGUUAAAAGUGAUUUGUGAGAUUUCUGCUCAUCUCCACAAAUAAAGAUGUUUCAGUUAGGCUCUUUUUCAGCAGCAAAAAUUUCUGAACAAUCUCCUCUUCUCUACUUAUGGUCCGAAUUUACACUUCGUUACUGACUUAUUUGUGUCAUCUCCAAAUUGUUACGGCUAAAUCUGGAUUUUCCAUACAUGACUAGUGAUCUAAAACAGCAGGAAAGCCUGUGCAGUGCCUAUUUAUGCAUGUCUUCUUUCCCCUGAAAUAACUCUUCCCAUCCAGUGUGACCCGCCAGCGGCACUUGGGCCAAACGUUAUGUAAAGUUUUCCACUGGGACAUUCCGUUACUAGUCAAGUCUUAAUGCUUGGGAUGCUUUACCCGUUCUGUUCCUGAGUUCGGAAAGAUUGCCUUUUAUUCUCAUGCUGAUGUGUCUAUGAGCCAGCACAAAGUCCUAGGAAUUUUUGGUCUCUAGUGAUGCCCCCUAACCUCUGAGCUAGCAGUCAGGUGUUUGGAUUCCUGUAAUAUUCAGUAUUAGAGGCGAAACUGCAUUUUUGCUUUCGUUUAGAAGGAUUAGUUACUUAAUUUGCACAGUUCACGUUGAGCUUGUCAGCAUUUCAGCAAAGAAGAACGAAUGAGCAAAUGAAGAAUCCACAUUUGCAGGAUUAUUUAGCCUCAAAAACAAGCACAACAUGGAUCAGGACACACACACACACACACACACACACACACACACACACACUACUUUCUAAAAACUUCCAGACCAAAGACACGUUUGAUGGUUGUUUUGCACUUCUGUAUUGCGUAUAUGGUUAUAUGAUGUUGCUGCUUACUUGGUCGAGUGCAGUACACGGUGUUGCCGUUGCUGGUGUAGCACUGUUUCUUUAACAUUUGAGCACGGUACAUAUGUUUAUCCGACUGUGAUUUAGUUAAUGAAAAAAAAAGGAUAUACGGAAUACAAAGGCCAUUAUCGAGCAAAGGUUUGCUCAUCAUGCAAAAUUGUUGUAAUCAUUUUUAUUCUAUUUGAUGUUGUUCUAUACAGUAUUAUUUUGUAUUGCACAUUUACAGCAAGCACUUAUUUUUUUCUGUGUAUUAUGCCUGUUUACUAGUGUUAAAAAAAAAACUUAAAUUGGUACCUUUUAAGUACCCUUCAGUGUUAACCAAAUACAAAUAAAAGCACAGUAUUAUAAUUCCUAAACAAAUUUCUCAUGUCAUAAUGAUUAAAGCAGUAUUGUAUUCAA
Molecule: messenger RNA, 7385 nt
Organism: Ictalurus furcatus (blue catfish)
Lineage: Eukaryota; Metazoa; Chordata; Actinopteri; Siluriformes; Ictaluridae
Product: rho GTPase-activating protein SYDE1-like
Exons: 8
Coding region: 195-3170 (991 amino acids)
Biological process (GO): signal transduction
Source: RefSeq, a predicted model, not a curated record